Scophthalmus maximus (turbot) is the source of this 770-nucleotide messenger RNA. It is a transcript of the gene eny2, whose product is annotated as ENY2 transcription and export complex 2 subunit. NCBI's taxonomy places the organism in Eukaryota, Metazoa, Chordata, Actinopteri, Pleuronectiformes, Scophthalmidae. Gene Ontology annotation, molecular function: chromatin binding; transcription coactivator activity. The transcript has 5 exons. Gene Ontology annotation, cellular component: DUBm complex; nuclear pore; SAGA complex. The record is from RefSeq and is a predicted model, not a curated record. The coding region runs from base 277 to 564 and encodes 95 amino acids. Gene Ontology annotation, biological process: regulation of transcription by RNA polymerase II; poly(A)+ mRNA export from nucleus; positive regulation of DNA-templated transcription.
CCGGAAAAGACAAAUCAACAGCGGAACGACACAGUUUCAUGCGACACUUGUCCUGAAACGCCAAUUAGACGAGUUCGGCUCAUAACAACCACCGUGUGCUGCCCUGGUGACGUCAGGCGCUAACAUGCGCUGCUGCGGCGGCGUCACUGUCAGUUAACGUCAAGAGAGUUUACCUUCUCUUUUUUUUUUUUCAUUGAAAAAAAGUGGUGAGGUUUUGCUGCAGCGCCGCAGAGUGAGACCUCCUUCGUUCGCCCUUCACCUGUGUGAUUGCAGAACAUGAGCAAAGACUCCAGAAUGAGAGCAACAAUAAACCAGAAGCUGACAGAGAUGGGCGAAAGAGACAGACUGAAGGAGUUACUGAGAGCUAAGCUCACUGAGUGCGGUUGGAAGGACCAGAUGAAGGCUCACUGCAAAGAAGUAAUCAAAGAAAAAGGCCUGGAGCAUGUCACCGUUGAGGACCUGGUGGUAGAGAUCACUCCUAAAGGAAGAGCCUUGGUGCCAGACAGCGUCAAGAAGGAGCUCCUCCACAGAAUACGAGCCUUUUUAUCUCAGCAUGCCACAUAACUUUAACUACUAACUAACACCGUUUGCACAUUUCAUCAGACCCCCUUGCCCUUACUAUCAUACUUUAAUAAAUUGAUUUGCUGACACACAAUUGGCUAUUUUUUAAUGUUUUUACCUGUGGCGACAGUUGUCACGUACCUGUAAAUGCACUUAACCUGCACAUUCAGCUGACCUUUGUUCAUGAGAAAUAAAGUUUUUUUGAUGUA